Molecule: messenger RNA, 718 nt
Organism: Topomyia yanbarensis
Lineage: Eukaryota; Metazoa; Arthropoda; Insecta; Diptera; Culicidae
Gene: Rcd4
Product: protein PPP1R35 homolog
Exons: 2
Coding region: 102-698 (198 amino acids)
Source: RefSeq, a predicted model, not a curated record
UUGUUUACACUUUUUUAGGAGCUAAAUAAAGCUUGUAAACACACAAUCCUCAAACAAUAUUUUAACGUAGAUUAUCAUACAACUUUGAAAUCAGCUUAGCAAUGAAAAAAAGCAAAUAUCGGAAAUGUUUCCUGCGAGGUGUUGAAGUUCCUCUAGCAACGAGUAAUGCAAGAGUGCUAAAACCAACAUCAGGAGACACAAACAUCAUACCUAAGGAACCCAUAAAACGAAUCGAACCCGUUCGACGUAGUACGGUUGCAUCAAACAAGUUUAAGCAGCCGGAACUACACACCGCUUUGAACGUUCGCAAACAAAUCGAGAAGGUUAGCGCCGUCAAUUCGAAAGCGCCAACCAGCAUCGGAGAACUUACACCCAAGAGCAAGAAAUUUGUACGAGAAGAGAUAACCAAAAAACUAAAUUUUCAACACGAUGAGAACGUUUUCAAAGGUUUGGUACCGGUGAACGUUAAUGACUCGGUUCUGAUCCCCGUUGCAAAAAAGCCCAUCAUCCGCGCCAAGUUCGUGACGAAGGCGAAACGAGAUCCUGAACCCGAGUUGGCCGAUUUUCUCCGUCCCAUUCCCAAAUUUAACAUUGAUUUUGAUCCAUACCUACCACCGGAAUCGAUUCCUCGGAAACCAAACUUCAACAAUUUCGACAACAUUAUGGAUGUGUUCGCAAAAAUUGACGUAGGAGCUUGAAUAAUAUUGUUUAAUAAAUU